AUGUCCACGGUCGAGAGGCUAGACAGGCCAAGUACCUACUACUCCGCAAGGAAGAAGCGCAAGUAUGGUCGAGACCAGCCUGAAGAUGGUGACAGGCAAACAGAGCAAGAUGACCUGCUGAAGGAUGCAACCACUCUCUACGUGGGAAACCUGUCAUUCUACACCACUGAGGAACAGAUUCACGAGCUCUUCUCCAAAUGCGGCGAAAUCAAACGUCUCAUCAUGGGUUUGGACCGUUUCCAAAAGACUCCGUGUGGCUUUUGCUUUGUGGAAUACUACACACAUCAAGAGGCACUGGAUUGUAUGAAAUAUAUUGGCGGCACCAAGCUCGAUGAACGCGUCAUCCGAACUGACCUGGAUGCUGGAUUCCAAGAGGGCAGACAGUACGGCCGCGGCAAAUCGGGCGGCCAGGUCAGGGACGAAUACCGAGACGAGUUCGACCCUGGAAGAGGAGGCUAUGGCCGAGCGAUUGACGCAGAGAGGAAAAAGGAGGAAGAAGAAUAUGGUGGCGGCAGAUGA
Fonsecaea monophora is the source of this 519-nucleotide messenger RNA. RefSeq names its product nuclear cap-binding protein subunit 2. Gene Ontology annotation, molecular function: RNA cap binding. The transcript is spliced from 3 exons. Gene Ontology annotation, cellular component: nuclear cap binding complex. Gene Ontology annotation, biological process: mRNA cis splicing, via spliceosome. NCBI's taxonomy places the organism in Eukaryota, Fungi, Ascomycota, Eurotiomycetes, Chaetothyriales, Herpotrichiellaceae. Bases 1 to 519 code for a protein of 172 amino acids. The record is from RefSeq and is a predicted model, not a curated record.